UGCGUAACUCGGAUGUUGGACAAAUUGAGCGCAGCCCCGAUUCUUGCGUGUGUUUACCAUGUGACUCCGAGGAUACGUCACCGCCGGAGCGACUCUUUUAAUCUGCGGUCGGUGCUGUUGUUUUGAUGCUGUGCAAUUAGAUACAAAAUCGCUACUAGUGCGACAGCGAGCCAGCUGUUUCGGAAAAGUUACGACGUUUAAUACAUUUUGUAUCUUCUUUUGGUUUUACAAAAUGCAUUCCGUCAUGGUGUGCAUUCCUUCCUUCCGAUCCGAGGACAGCGCGUUGGAGAAGGGAUACACGGUUUUCAAGAUUGAGGUGUUGAUGAGCGGACGGCAGCACACGGUAGAAAAGCGCUACAGUCAGUUCCACACACUGCACAAGAUGCUGAAGAAAAUUAUAAAAACACCUGAAAUCCCUUCCAAACAUGUUCGCAAUUGGGUUCCCAGGGUCCUGGAACAGCGACGGCAGGGACUUGAGCUAUACCUGCAGACAAUAAUUAAUGAAAAUGAAGUUCUACCGAAAGUAUUUUUGGAUUUCCUUAAUAUUCGCCACUUUCCCUCAUUACCAAAAACCGAGAGUUGUGGAUCUUUUGAAACGGAAUCUGAGGAAUCAAGUAAACUGUCCCAUCAGCCUGUGCUACUCUUCCUGCGGGACCCAUACGUGCUGCCUGCAGCUGAUGAUAUAUGUUCAAAUGUCGUUAUAGAAGGUGUUAUACAUGGAAUAUUCUACCCAGACCUUCAACCAAGAUAGACUCCAAUCAAGAUGGCAACCAUGGAAACCAGCUCAAACUAUAGGAUAAAAGGGAUGCAAGAAAACUGUACUUCUAUAUUCAUUUAUAUGUACAUUUACGGUUAUAUGGAUUGGAAAAAUAUGUACAAAUUCUGAAUUUUCAUAAGAGAUAUAUAGAUUUGUAAUUUACUAAAUAAGUCAGAAUGAAUACUGUGACCAACUUACAACUGUGACUAGUUUGCUAACCACAAACUAAAAACAUGAUUGCUUGCCACCUUUAUGGUUUGCCAUGUCUUUGAACAUUUGAAAUAGUUUUCCUAAGUGGGAAAGGUGGAAAAGGAAAGGCUGCCAAAUCACAUCAAGUAGGUCUUCAAAUAACACUAUUUAAAUUAAUGCAAAUGUUCAUGGAAUUCUUCUUUACUUUUCUAACAAAAAUAUUUUUGGUUGAAAUAUACAGUGGAAAAAGAAUCUUUUUAAAUGUAUGGUGCUUUCAUGCUUAAUACUUGCAGUUCAAUUUAUUGCUUAUAUGACUUUGCGAAAGAGGGAUACACUACUGUAGUAAUAUUGAAAAUAAACAGCUACUAAAAUGUAAAUUAAAUGCUCGAUGCCUUUUAGUAUCUAAAAAUG
Megalops cyprinoides (Indo-Pacific tarpon) is the source of this 1357-nucleotide messenger RNA. RefSeq names its product sorting nexin 24 (gene snx24). The transcript has 7 exons. The record is from RefSeq and is a predicted model, not a curated record. Lineage: Eukaryota; Metazoa; Chordata; Actinopteri; Elopiformes; Megalopidae. Bases 233 to 751 code for a protein of 172 amino acids. Gene Ontology annotation, molecular function: phosphatidylinositol phosphate binding.